Molecule: messenger RNA, 306 nt
Organism: Rotaria sp. Silwood1
Lineage: Eukaryota; Metazoa; Rotifera; Eurotatoria; Philodinida; Philodinidae
Source: the annotation of a GenBank genome assembly
AUGAAAUAUUCAUUUGUUCAAUUGAUAGAUUUACCUGUUGAAAUACUUAUGAUUAUUUUCAAGAAAUUAAAUAAUGAUGAAGUACUUUAUUCUUUAAAGGAUAUUAAUAUGCGAUUAGAUCAAAUUAUCGGUGAUCCUAUUUUUACUAAUGAAAUUUCAUUAAUAAAAUAUAAUUCAUUAGCUGAUCUUACAUCUGCACUACCUGAUAUAGUGCUUAAUCGAUUCUAUUUCCAAAUCUUGCCUAAAAUUUGUCAUAAAAUCAAAUGUUUUACUCUCGAAACAUUAUCUAUCGAACGUAUUUGUUAG